Molecule: messenger RNA, 981 nt
Organism: Bipolaris zeicola 26-R-13
Lineage: Eukaryota; Fungi; Ascomycota; Dothideomycetes; Pleosporales; Pleosporaceae
Exons: 2
Coding region: 1-981 (326 amino acids)
Biological process (GO): D-ribose metabolic process
Molecular function (GO): ribokinase activity
Source: RefSeq, a predicted model, not a curated record
AUGACUUCUCCGCAAGCCGUGAUCUCUGUAAUCGGCUCUCUCAAUGUCGACCUCGUCACACGCACCCACCGCAUCCCCGUCGCAGGCGAAACCCUCGCCAGCGAAUCCUUCAACAUCGGCUGGGGCGGCAAAGGCGCCAAUCAAGCCGUCGCCUGCGCCCGUCUCUCACGCACAAAAGCCCAAGUCACCGCUGCGCAAGCCUCCGAUGUAGAGGUGCGCAUGGUCGGUGCAGUCGGCCAAGAUGAAUUCCGCCAGUCCUUCUUAAAAGCACUGCGAGACGAUGGUCUCAACACCGACAAAGUAGAGAUUCUUCCCGGAAAGAAGACGGGUGUAGCUGUCAUUGUGGUUGAGACGGGUUCCGGAGAGAAUCGCAUCAUGUUUAACCCUGGUGCGAAUGGUGAUGUUCCUGUCAAAGAUCUCGUGGAUGACGAUGCGAGUGUUGCCUUGUUCCAGCUCGAGUUGCCGCUGCAGGUUGUGCUGCAUAAUAUGGCUGUGGCACGCAAGAAGGGGGUGGAGACUAUUAUUAAUCCUGCGCCUGCGAUUGCGUUGCCGAUGGAGGCGUAUCAGGGGUUGGGGCAUCUCAUUGUUAAUGAGACGGAGGCUGCCAUUUUGAGUGGGAUUGAAAAGCCAACGAAUUGGGAUGAGGUUGCGGGGAUUUUUAUUGCGAGGGGGGUGAAGAAUGUGAUUAUUACUCUUGGAGGAGAGGGUGUCUUUUACAAGACAGCAAAACAGCAAGCUUCGUCUCAGCGAGGUGUCAUUGUUCCAGCACGCAAGGUUCAAGUCGUUGACACAACGGCUGCUGGCGACACGUUUGCCGGUGCUUAUACCGUUGCUGUAGCCCGCUGGAAAGUUAUGUCGAAAGGUGCUGACUUCGAUCUUGACGCGGCCAUCGCGCAGGCAAACAGAGCUGCGUCAAUGACUGUACAGAGGGAGGGCGCACAGUCAAGUAUUCCAUGGGCUGAUGAAGUUCCAGAGUUAUGA